This is a messenger RNA of Prunus armeniaca (apricot), 2370 nucleotides long. Lineage: Eukaryota; Viridiplantae; Streptophyta; Magnoliopsida; Rosales; Rosaceae. The record is from the annotation of a GenBank genome assembly.
AUGGCUGUAGUGUUGAAGCGGGGGAGAGUGAAGCGGCGGAUUUUUGAUUCGAUUAUAGAGAACUUUACAAGGGCUGUACCCAAUAACUCCGACGAUUUCAAGAACCGUAUGCUCAGGCGGAACCCAUAUGUAUGGCUGUUUGAAACCACGGCUGCAGCAGCCCCAAAAUAUGGCAAUUCUGAAUGUCAGAAGGUACUUGAUCCUGUUCCUCCUCAACAGGCCUCCAGAGAGCAUUCCCAAAAUGAUGGAAAGCACGGGGGGGUUGUACCCAAUAACUCCGACGAUUUCAAGAGCUGUAUGCUCAGGUGGAACCCAUAUGUAUGGCUAUUUGAAACCACGGCUGCAGCAGCCCCAAAAUCUGGCAAUUCUGAAUGUCAGAAGGUAGAUGACAUGAUUCCUGUUCCUCCUCAACAGGCCUCCAGAGAGCAUGAGCAUGAUGGAAAGCACGGGGGCUCGAUGAAGCGGGGGAGAGUAAAGCGGCAGAUUUUUGAGUCGAUGAUAGAGAAUUUUACAGGGGCUGUACCCAAUAACUCCGACGAUUUCAAGAGCUGUAUGCUCAGGUGGAACCCAUAUGUAUGGCUAUUUGAAACCACGGGUGCAGCAGCCCCAGAAUAUGGCAAUUCUGAAUGUCAGGAGGUAGUUGAUAUGAUUCCUGUUCCUCCUCAACAGGCCUCCAGAGAGCAUGAGCAUUCCCAAAAUGAUGGAAAGCACGGGGGCUCUGUCGUCAACACCAUUAUUACUGGCAAUAUAAUUUACGCUAACAAUUCCACCAAGGUAGGAAUUUCGCUUUCUAAUUCUAUGAAUGAGCAAAACAAAACGUCUGCAAAGACAACCAAGCGCGACGAACUGAGGUUUGAAAAGCCCUUAGAUCCUGAUGAUUGUUUUCACCUCGAAGUUGUGGAUCAAAUUGUAGGGAAGCCAUUCAUUGAAUCAAGCCUCACAGAUCCUAUAGGGAAUAUUGAUACUUUGACGGCACAAACCAAGACCAUUGAGGUUUUGCAAAAUAAUCCUUUUGAAGUUCAAUCCUUGGAGUCUAAUUUAUGUCUAUUGCAUAUGGGAAGUGUCUACAAGGAUGCAAGGUUAUUUUCUAAGAUAUUGGCAUUGAAAAGUAAAGAACCAGCGGAAUCUAUCUACCUCAACAAAGAGACAGGGGGCUCUUGCAGCAACAGAAGCCUCGGAGUAGCACAGCUCUUUCAAAACACAUCAAGGCCUGAAGUAAUCCAAUGCCAGAAGAUUGAUCAGAUGGUCAAAGAACAAAGCUUGACCAACAUGUUCUGUGGCCUUGAUGAUCAAUCUGCAGGAUUAAAUAUCAAGUUCAAUUUUCAAGUAGGGGCUGGAAAUCUUUAUGGAAGAAUCAAUAAAGGGGCGCCAAGGGCAUGGUAUGAGGAAAUAAACUCAUAUCUCAUUGACUAUGGAUAUACAAGGAGUUCUAGUGAAGCAACCCUUUAUGUUUCAAUUUACGUUGAUGAUAUUGUGUAUACAGGAAGUAGUGAAGAAUUGAUUGCUGAAUUCAAGUAUGAAAUGAUGAGAAGAAAUAUGUGUGUGACACUGUUGAGCAAGUUUGGCUUAAAGCAAUGCAAGCCUGUUAGUACUCCUCUGGUGGCAAGUGAAAAACUUUGCAAAGAUGAUGGCAGUAAGCCUACUGAUGAGAAUGAAUAUGGGAAGAUUGUGGGGAGCUUGCUGGUCUUGAGGUACAUACAAGGAACUAUGGGUGGCAUUUUAAACCGAAAAACCGAAAAACAGCAAAAAACCAACCGAGAACUCGUGCUUGUUGAGGGCAUCUUGGAUGAGUUGCUUGAGCUCCUCAAAAGCCUUCUUCUGCGGCUCGGGAAUCUCACCAACAACAUAACUCUCUCCCCACCCCCGUUUGGUUUUUGCGGUUUUGCCGACACCGUCCGCAUUUCUCGGUCAACCGCAUUUUCUCGGACGGAUGCGGUAUCAAAUAUGUCAAUACCGCAAAAUCACGGUCAGUUUGCGGUUUCUCUGAAAAUUUGCGUUAAAGCUGAAUAUCUCAGUGCGAGUGAAGCUACUACUCAAGCCAUAUGGUUACGUUUUGUGCUAGAGGACUUUGGAGAAUUGCAGACAGAAGCAACUCCACUGAUGGUAGAAAUCCCGUGUUUCAUCAAAAGACAAAACACAUCAAUUGUAGGUAUCAUUUCAUUCGUGAAGCUUUGCAAGAAGGAGUUAAUAGAUUUGAGAUAUUGCAAGUUUGAGGAGCAGAGCAGGAAUUUUGGAUUCUAUGAAGGAGGCCUUCAACGAAGGCGCCAACUCCACAGUUUUAGUGGCAAAACUAGACGUCUGCCAACAGGCCCGAGUUUUGUAUUUGUACGCACCGUUGGUGGUGUAAGCGCAGGGUGUAGAGAAGAAUAG